AUGCUCCUGGAUGCUGGACCUCAGUACCCAGCCAUCGGCGUGACGACCUUCGGCUCCUCUCGCCACCACUCCACGGGCGAUGUGACGGAGCGUGAGGUGGGACUGGGCAUCAACCCCUUCGCCGACGCCGGCAUGGGCGCCUUCAAGCUCAACCCCAGCAGCCACGAGCUGGCCUCGGCCGGCCAAACCGCCUUCACUUCGCAGGCCCCGGGCUACGCGGCGGCGGCGGCGCUGGGACACCACCACCACCACCCGGGCCACGUCGGCUCCUACUCCAGCGCGGCCGCCUUCAAUUCCACGCGGGACUUUCUUUUUCGCAACCGGGGCUUCGGCGAAGCGGCGGCGGCGGCCAGCGCGCAACACAGCCUCUUCGCCUCGGCGGCCGGCAGCUUCGGAGGGCCCCACGGGCAUGGCGAAGCGGCGGGGCAUCUCCUCUUCCCGGGCCUCCACGAGCAAGCCACGAGCCACGCUUCGCCCAAUGUGGUCAACGGGCAGAUGCGCCUCGGUUUCUCCGGAGACAUGUAUGGCCGGCCGGAGCAGUAUGGGCAGGUGACCAGCCCGCGCUCCGAGCAUUAUGCAUCCCCCCAACUGCACGGCUACGGCCACAUGAAUAUGAACAUGGCAGCCCAUCACGGAGCGGGGGCCUUCUUUCGUUACAUGAGGCAGCCCAUCAAGCAGGAGCUCAUCUGCAAGUGGAUCGAACCCGAGCAGUUGGCUAACCCCAAAAAGUCCUGCAACAAAACUUUCAGCACCAUGCACGAGCUGGUGACUCACGUCACCGUGGAGCACGUUGGCGGGCCCGAGCAAUCCAACCACAUCUGCUUCUGGGAAGAGUGUCCCAGGGAAGGGAAGCCUUUCAAGGCCAAAUAUAAACUGGUCAACCACAUCCGCGUCCACACGGGGGAGAAGCCUUUCCCUUGUCCUUUCCCGGGAUGCGGCAAAGUCUUCGCUCGGUCGGAAAAUCUCAAAAUCCACAAAAGGACGCAUACAGGUGAAAAACCCUUUAAGUGUGAAUUCGAGGGCUGUGACAGGCGCUUCGCCAACAGCAGCGAUCGCAAAAAGCACAUGCAUGUCCACACGUCAGACAAGCCUUAUCUCUGCAAAAUGUGCGAUAAAUCCUACACGCAUCCCAGCUCCCUACGAAAACACAUGAAGGUCCACGAAUCCUCUAACCAGGGAUCCCAGCCUUCCCCCGCUGCCAGCUCGGGUUAUGAAUCGUCAACUCCCCCAACCAUCGUCUCUCCAUCCACAGAAAACCAGACCACGAGUUCCUUAUCCCCCUCAUCUUCAGCGGUCCAUCACACGUCCAGCCACAGUACGCUCACGUCAAAUUUUAACGAAUGGUACGUUUAA
Messenger RNA from Thamnophis elegans (Western terrestrial garter snake), 1353 nucleotides. It is a transcript of the gene ZIC1, whose product is annotated as Zic family member 1. The transcript is spliced from 3 exons. Gene Ontology annotation, cellular component: nucleus. The coding region runs from base 1 to 1353 and encodes 450 amino acids. Lineage: Eukaryota; Metazoa; Chordata; Lepidosauria; Squamata; Natricidae. Gene Ontology annotation, molecular function: RNA polymerase II cis-regulatory region sequence-specific DNA binding; DNA-binding transcription factor activity, RNA polymerase II-specific. Gene Ontology annotation, biological process: regulation of transcription by RNA polymerase II; central nervous system development. The record is from RefSeq and is a predicted model, not a curated record.